AUGCAGCAUAAUUAUCGCUCCUUCCCACAGCAGCCGCCCCAAAGAUCGCCUCACGCAACGAGUGCGGCGCGGCGAGGAAUCGGACCCAUGGGCGCUACCACGCACGCGCCAGGCCCCAUGACACCAGCUGCUGUGCCUGCACCAGCAACAGUAGCCAUGCCAGCUCACGAUCGCCUCAAAUUUUCGAGCCGCAAGCCCACCGAUACCAAUCUACCCGACGGCCUUGAUGCUCUCACCAUCGGCGACGGGGCCCAGCGGUAUGCACAGCUCAAAGAAGUCGAGCGUCGACUUGACUCAACAAUAACUCGCAAGCGCCUCGAUAUUCAAGAUUUCGUCAACCGCAAUGUUAAGCGAUCUCGUACGCUGCGCAUUUGGAUCGGAAACACAGUUGAAAACCAGGCAUGGCAGGCUGACUCACUUGACGUUGAUACCUUUGACUUCAGUACACACCUCGAGCCCGUCUAUCGCGUCAAGAUUGAGGCACGCCUACUCGAUGAGGAUGAGGCGUUUGAAAGUGACGUCAGCGACGACGAGGCUUCGCCACACACCGCGCCCGAGAGUACACGCCCACGAUUCUCUCAUUUCAUCAAGGCACUCAGCGCUGACUUUGAGCGGAAUCGAGGCAAAGAUAACUCCGAUCGGCCCAUAGAGUGGCAAAAGUCGAACACCGCAGCGCAAGCGGUAGAAUUUGACCAGCUUGAAUUUAAGCGAGCCGGCGACGAGAAUAUGAAUAUCACAAUUAACCUCUUCCGAGAUGAGACGCCCGAGCGCUUCUUACUCCGGCCCGCCCUCGCCGAGAUACUUGAUACCGAUGUCGCAACGCGCGCCGAAGCCCUCAUGGGCGUUUGGGACUACAUCAAGGUUAUGGGCCUGCAAGAUGAUGACGAGAAGCGGUCUUUUGAGUGCGAUAACCGUUUAAAAGCCCUUCUCCAACGUGAUAAGGGCUACAUUCCCUACCUCGCUGAAAGCAUCAAUCAGCAUCUGGCUCCUAUGCCACCUAUCAAACUGCCUUAUACUAUACGAGUCGACAAGGCCUUUCACGAGAGCCCGCAGGCCACAAUCUACGACGUUCAAGUACAGAUGGAUGACCCACUCAAAACAGCCUUCGCUGCCUACCUCGCAAACCCAACAUACGUCCAAAACCUGCGCGAAAUAGCCCAGCUGCAUGACCAUCUUGCUCUUCUGGUGCAGCGCAUCUAUAACUCAAAGGCCAAGUACGGCUUCCUCGAGGCCCUCUCCCAGGACCCUACACAAUUUAUCAUGAGGUGGCUCAGUUCCCAGAAGCGUGACCUUGAGGUAAUUUCUGGGGUCGCCACGCGAGGAGGCCAAGACGCGAGUGGCGAUGAUUGGAGAAAGGGAGGUAAAAAUAGUAUCUGGACUAGUAAUAGUGUGCGAGAGAGUGUCAAUUUAAUGGUCAGUCAAAGAACCAAGGUCUAA
Blumeria graminis f. sp. triticale is the source of this 1437-nucleotide messenger RNA. The record is from the annotation of a GenBank genome assembly. NCBI's taxonomy places the organism in Eukaryota, Fungi, Ascomycota, Leotiomycetes, Helotiales, Erysiphaceae.